UUACUCUUUGCAUUCGCACCUGCGUCUUGGCAAUAGCUAGGGGAACGAGGGAGGAAGCAGCUAUCUUUCACACAAAGGAGCAAUUAUACGCUAUACCGUAAUAGGUGGCGCCAUGGUCAAGUCCACCGAUCUAGGCCAAAAAGAGGAGCGAAAAGGGGGUCGGAUCCAGCGCGAUGCCCAAUCGAGACGAACAAGGCCUGACCCGCAGCAGUCGCAGGGAGAUAGGCCGCAGACCUCGACACCUCAACUACGCCUCACACCAGAGAACCUACGUCCGUACCGCAAACACAUUCCAUAUGGAAUCAUGGCCCAAGAGACAAUAAAGGAUGCAACAAAAGACGGUCUUAUUCUUGAGCGCGGGCAGCCGCUUCGGACGGUAAUUCAGGCAAGCGAACUGGACAAGAUCCCUCUAGAUACAAGAAUUUGCUGGCUACGGGAAGCUGCAGAAGGAACCCAAUAUAUGCAUGAUAACAAAAUAAUUCAUGCUGAUGUUGGAUGCAAUAAUUGGGUGCUGGUUGGAGAGCAUUUGAAGAUUAUUGACUUUGAAGGUUGCAGCAUUGAUGGAGAAGAUGCAGGAGCAUGCUAUGAGUGGUUCAGUUACAAGGGACCGGUGAUAAGCCGAAAGACCGAUAUCUUUGCUUUCGGCUGUGCGAUCUACGAAGUUAUGACAGGUAAGCUGCCAUACAAGGAGCUUUUGGAAUUUGAGAAUCCAAUGUUACGCGCCAGGGAGCUAUAUUCACAGAACCAAUUCCCGGAGGUUGAAAAGAUACCGUUGGGUAGUUUGAUGCAGGGUUGUUGGCAGGGUACUCUCAAUUCUAUGCGCGAAAUUCUUCAAGAACUUGAAGGUGUGAUAGCUGGGUCUUCGCCACAAGAAUGA
Lindgomyces ingoldianus is the source of this 877-nucleotide messenger RNA. RefSeq lists its product as uncharacterized. Lineage: Eukaryota; Fungi; Ascomycota; Dothideomycetes; Pleosporales; Lindgomycetaceae. The transcript has 2 exons. The coding region runs from base 113 to 877 and encodes 254 amino acids. Gene Ontology annotation, biological process: protein phosphorylation. The record is from RefSeq and is a predicted model, not a curated record. Gene Ontology annotation, molecular function: ATP binding; protein kinase activity.